CACCUCGAACAAAAUCAUUUAAACAAGCAAAUAACAUCUAUCAAACUUAUUAAUGUAUCGGAUAUGCAUUACGGUUACUCAUCUUAAAUUCCGAACAUGUCGUUAAUUCACGUAAGCCAUUACGACACUCGUUACUACGAUGUUCUCACUUUCUUACUUAAAAUGUCCAAUGAUGAAAAAUGUUGAUCGGACGCUCGCGAAAGAAUGUAUGUUCCAUUAAUUUAUUAUUUAUUAUUUAUCAUUUCGUUUACGCGCACGCACAUACAGAGAGAAAGAGAGAAAAAGGGAAACAGGGAGAUUAUUAGUCCGAUAAAACUUUUGUUUUGCUUAAUUGCUAAUUUACUGAACACCGCAUUGUAUAAUGCAUUCUAUCAUUGCAGUAAUAUUACACCGUAUUUCAUUGCUCGCAAACCAAGCGUUAGAGAAUCGUUAUGUAUUCUCGAAUAAAAAGCAAUGUAUUGCGUAGGUUGUAAAUUCGAUAUAAAAUUACAUUUAUCCAAAAUAUAAACGCAAUUUCGCCAUAAUAGUCUAACAUGUAAUCUGGAUGAGACUGUAUUACGAAACGACAACGAAAUAAAACGAAAUCGUUUUCUUCACCUUGUUUCGUAUUCACAGAGCUUAGGCACCCAAUCUUAUGUACUUCGCAUCGCAUAUAAAGACGGAACCGGUUGAACGAAGACCAGUCGAAAAUUUUUUGGUGCACGUCUAACAGUAACAUCGGCAAAAAUGGGGGAAAAUAUUUUAUUCGUGCUCAUUUUCGUCCUCCUUUGCAUCGGGCUAGCGGCGACGUCAGAUUUAUCGGGAUAUAAGCCCAGGGGAUGGCGUCCGGAUGGUCCACGCUUUAAUUCCAAUAAUAAUCGAUUGCAUACAUAUUAUGGUGCUCCGGGAUUAGAAAAUUACGAACCUCCGGAUAGUGCGUUAUCUACGACGACGACACCGCAACCACCAACUACCACUACUUCUACCAGCAUAAAAACUUCGACAACGCCUCGCAAUAGGGAACCAACGACAGCACCAAAUGAGCAACCUGAGGACGAUUUCAAUACGAAUCCAGCACUAGCAGUUGCAAAUUCCUUCGCAUUUAAUCGACCUGUGUACAUUUACAACGCCUUUCCGUUUCCACUAGCUCAAAUUAUCACACAGUAACGCGAGGUAAAUGACAUGAAAUUGACAUGAAAU
Molecule: messenger RNA, 1179 nt
Organism: Linepithema humile (Argentine ant)
Lineage: Eukaryota; Metazoa; Arthropoda; Insecta; Hymenoptera; Formicidae
Source: RefSeq, a predicted model, not a curated record